AAUAAAACAUACUCUUUCUUUGUUUAGAAACUUGAACAACUGCAACUGCAGCUUCUUGUUCCUCUUAUCUUGUUCUAACACUUCUCCCAAAACCCACACUCAUGAUUCACAACACCCUUACACUCAUUCACAACACCAAUCACCAUUUCUUCAUCUCCGCGAAUGGGUACCCUUCCUUUUCUUCCUCUUUCCUACCAUUUUCAAUUCGAACCAAGCCCAGAAGAAAAUCAGCAUCACUGGUUGUGAGUGCCCACAAGAAAGACAACAAAGAAGACAGCCAUAGCUUUGUUUCCAACCCAAACGAGUCCACUGGCUUCUUCCCAGAAGCAGUACUCCUUAAAAAAAAAUCAAUCCAGGAAGAUGGCAAGGUUCUGCCGGAGUUCGAAGAUGCUGAAGAAAGACAACUUUUUGAAGCGCUUAUACUUGAGCUGGAUAGCGAUACGAGUGUUGAUCAAAUGCGCCAUUAUGAGAUUGUUUACUUGAUUCAUGAAAAGCACAAGGAACAAGUUGCAGCUGUCAACGAGAAAAUUCAAGACUUUUUGAGGGAAAAGAAAGGCACAGUGUGGAGAUUUAGUGAUUGGGGUAUGAGAAGGCUGGCUUACAAAAUAAAGAAAGCUAAAAAUGCACACUACAUUUUGAUGAACUUUGAGUUGGACGCGAAAUAUAUCAACGAGUUCAAGACAAUGUUGGACCAAGAUGAGAGAGUUAUUAGGCAUCUUGUGAUCAAGAGGGACGAGGCGAUCACCGAAGAUUGUCCUCCUCCUCCCGAGUUUCAUACUCUGCGCGCCGGUGCAGAUGAUGAUUAUGAUGAUGAAGGAUAUGAAACAGAAUAUGAUGAGGAUUUCGAUGAUGAUUGGGAUGGUGAAGAUGAUGAUGAUGGCGAAAUUAUCAUUGUGGAUGAUGAUGAUGAUUAUGAUGAUGAUGAUGGUAGAGAUCAUAGAAAUGAUACAUCAGCAAAUAUGAUACAGCCAGAUAGAAAAUUGAGGGCUGGGAACGUAGCUAGGUAGAUGUUAGUAUGUUACCUUUAUUUUAUUACAUAGAAAAAGAUGCAGAGCAAUUCUAUACUUUGUAGCUCUAAUUAAGCAUAUAUAGAUCCAAGUAACUAGGAGGUUUAUUUAAUUGUUUUAUAGGAUUGGAGUUACCCCUAUCAAUAGUUGUCUCAUUGCUUUAUAUUUAUCCA
Messenger RNA from Arachis duranensis, 1180 nucleotides. Its product is annotated as protein REGULATOR OF FATTY ACID COMPOSITION 3, chloroplastic. Gene Ontology annotation, biological process: translation. NCBI's taxonomy places the organism in Eukaryota, Viridiplantae, Streptophyta, Magnoliopsida, Fabales, Fabaceae. The transcript is spliced from 5 exons. The coding region runs from base 102 to 1007 and encodes 301 amino acids. The record is from RefSeq and is a predicted model, not a curated record. Gene Ontology annotation, cellular component: ribosome; cytosolic small ribosomal subunit. Gene Ontology annotation, molecular function: small ribosomal subunit rRNA binding; structural constituent of ribosome.